UGAUCCUGCGCGGCCGACAUGAACGCCUCGGCGUGUGGACUAUGUUGGUGCGUGUGCGCGACCGUGUGUGUGCUGAGUGUCGACGCGUCUUGGUGGUGAGUUUGCAUCAUCGCGCUGCUCUGAAAGUUUGUAGCAUUUUUUUUUUUUAUUGGAUGCCUUUGCAUGAAUUGCUUGUCAUGAAGUUUUCUUGGCUGCAGGUUCACAUUGUUGCAUUUGACCUUUUGCUGUACUUUGCCCUCAUAAUUUUUUAGUCAUUCCACUAAAGUUAUCAAAUGUUCUUGCUGCUGUCUAUUGAAAGCCUUUACGGCAUCUUUACAAGUCUCAACCGGUCUCUUGGUGCUUUUUCCCUUCACGGCAAACAUUUCAACACCUCUUGCAAUAAUCGUACACGUCUGUCGACUAUAGCCUCUCGAUUAUUAAUUCCUCACGUGGACAUGAAGCCAAUUCCAGAAUAUAAUCACUUGUUCGAGCGAAUUCUAGAACCUGGAAAAGUGCUUUGUAGAUGUACAUGAGCACUCUGGGCUCUCGCGUGAUGUGCGACAACAUCCCGGGGCUGGUGAGCGAGCAGCGGCAGCUGUGUCGCCAGCAUCCCCGAGUGAUGCAAGCCAUCGGCGCCGGGGUGCAGGACUGGAUCUCCGAGUGCCAGCACCAGUUUCGCAAUCACCGCUGGAACUGCAACACGGUGGCGCGGGACCACAGUCUGUUUGGACGCUUGCUGCUGCGCGGCAGCCGCGAGGUGGCUUUCAUAUACGCCAUCUCGUCGGCGGGCGUGGUGCACACGCUGGCGCGAGCGUGCAGCCGCGGCGAGCUGGACUCUUGCUCCUGCGACCCGCGUAAGACGGGUUCUUGGAGGGACCGGGUCGGUGUCUUCGACUGGGGCGGCUGCAGUGACCACGUGGAGCACGCCGCCCGCUUCGGACACGCUUUUGUGGACGCCAAGGAGAGAAAGGAGCCCGAUGCACGUGCCCUCAUCAACCUCCACAACAACAGGGCCGGGCGCAAGGCAGUGAAGCGUCUCCUGAGCCUGGAAUGUAAGUGCCACGGCGUGAGCGGCUCAUGCAGCGCGCGCACCUGCUGGCUGGCCAUGGCCGACUUCCGCCGCACCGGAGACGAACUCAGGCGCAAAUAUGAGCGCGCCGUCCACGUGGCCGUCAACCAGUACGGAGCGGCUUUGACGACGCUGGGUGCGUGGGGAAGACGCACGGCGCCUGGGAAGAACCAGCUGGUCUACUCGGACGAAUCCCCGGACUUCUGUGUGCCCGACCACGACGCAGGGUCCUUGGGCACGGGCGGGCGGCGGUGCAACGUGACGUCUCGGGGCGCAGACAGCUGCUCGGUCAUGUGCUGCGGGCGAGGUUACGACACGGCGCGGGUGAGCCGCAGCGCCAAGUGCGAGUGCAAAUUCCACUGGUGCUGCGCCGUGCACUGCAGUGACUGCCACCAGGUGAUGGACGUGCGCACCUGUAAAGACCAUACGUGAACGUCAUUGUCAGCAAAAUCGAAACUCGCUCAUAUAACCCGGACACUGUUCUUAAAAGUUUUUUCCCCACUAAAAUGUAUUUAUUCAUUUUAUUUAUUGUUUUAUUCCUCCUCCAGUUUGAAACGAUGACGACCCCGCUAUCGGGUUAGUGUAUGCGAGUCGUACUUGUCUUUUUUUUUAUGUGGUAGUGUUUUGAUUCUUCAUUGUUCAAUUAAUUUUGUAAAUAAAAAGUCCAAAAA
This is a messenger RNA of Syngnathus acus (greater pipefish), 1719 nucleotides long. It is a transcript of the gene wnt2, whose product is annotated as wingless-type MMTV integration site family member 2. Gene Ontology annotation, molecular function: cytokine activity; frizzled binding. Gene Ontology annotation, biological process: cell fate commitment; neuron differentiation; canonical Wnt signaling pathway. The record is from RefSeq and is a predicted model, not a curated record. NCBI's taxonomy places the organism in Eukaryota, Metazoa, Chordata, Actinopteri, Syngnathiformes, Syngnathidae. Gene Ontology annotation, cellular component: extracellular region. The transcript is spliced from 5 exons. The coding region runs from base 503 to 1480 and encodes 325 amino acids.